AUGGAGUUGAAUCGGUCGGAUCUGUUGCGGCUGUUGUCCAUUCUUGAGGGCGAACUACAGGCGCGAGAAGUGGUGAUAGCGGUGCUGAAGGCCGAGCAGAUCAAGAAACUCCUUUACCCGAACCGGUCGUCCAAACAGGCGUUCAGUUCGGACACUAUUAAGUGGACACCGAGUGGUGACCACAAGACACAGCACAGCGACCCCUGGAAUGCGCUCUCGAGGGACGCGUUCGGCGCUUACGACCCGUCGUUUGACAGGACGGCCACUCUUGCGCUGUUCAACAUGAAAAUGACACAAUUGGAUGCUCUCAUUGGUCAGCAACGGCGCUCCCGCGCCCUUCUUCAGGAGCAGCUCUCUGUUAUUGAAUGCAAACACAACGCAAUGGCCGCCGAAUUGGAGGCCGAACGACAUCUUCGUCUUCAGACAACUCCUCUCGACCGCCGACUCGAGAGUGACGUCAAGACUGUGUCUCAGAGUCUGGAGAACGAGAGGAGUCGCGAAAAACAGAUAGUUUUGUGUCUUUUAUCGGAAAGAAAACAAUUGAUAAUUAAGUUGAUUGAAGAAAGACAGCGAAACGAAGAACUCUUACAACUGUUGAGUUCAGAGAAGGCAAAGACCGCCGAAAUGGUCGAAGGAUUGGAAGACGAGAGCAAACGCUCGCUUCAAAUGGAGGCCGAACUCGAAAAGUAUUUGACGGACUUUGAAGGCGAGCGCCAGAAGUUUAGGACACAAUUGGCCGCUUCGGAGACGCGGAACGCGGAGUUGGCGGCAGAAGUGGACCGACUUCGGCAGCAAUUGAACGGCAAGAGUGCUCUGGGAGAGGGCGUGCGCUCAGCCAUCGUGACCAUGGCUUCGGCCACGCGUUGUGUUGCGACCGUUCCUUCGGUCUCAUCCGUGAGUCAGCCGAAAGCGAGUGUUGCCCAACACGUGGUCGACGCCCAACACUCUUACGCAACAAUCUCUUCCGUCAAAAUGAACGCAACAAUACCUCCGCCCCCCUCCGCACCCGCGCCGCCCCCCAAAGCACUGGUUAGUAAUAGCAAAGCGACGCCCACUGCGACAACGCCUCCCGUAAACGCCUUUCAGAACAUAACGUAUAACUUGGAGACCAAUAGCAAGACGACGGGCGCCGUGAGGAAGCUGUCGGCGGGCGGCGCCGGCAGAGGGACUCCGCCGCCGAUCCCACCGAACAAACCGCUCAUCAAACCGGUUCUUCCUCCACAGGUUCAGCGCAGCAAAGACUCCAAAGUGAUGGCCGGCGUCGCGAAGACGCCCACCAAUAACGUGAAGAACGCGACGAUUGGCGCCAAUGAGAGCACAGGUGAGCAAAAGGACGAGAAAAACGAUCUCUUGUGUCAGGAAUUAGAGAAUUUCAAUUCAUUGCUCGUUUCCAUGGUUUCCAAUCACAUCAAUAUUAUCUGA
Messenger RNA from Medioppia subpectinata, 1422 nucleotides. The record is from the annotation of a GenBank genome assembly. Lineage: Eukaryota; Metazoa; Arthropoda; Arachnida; Sarcoptiformes; Oppiidae.